AUGACAAUCAAUCGUCCACUGGGCUUCCCAGUCCCAGACCCUACACCAGCCCCGCGCCCAAGUCGCGUCAUCCUCCAGGGUCGCACUGUGACUCUAGAGCCGCUGCAGGCCUCACAUGCGGAGGAAUUAUUCCCACAUGUCGGCGGAGCUGCAGUCGGCUGGCUAUGGGAUUACAUGCUUGGAGGCCCUGUAGCUGACGUCGAAGAAUUACGCACUCAAUUUGGUAUCUGGGAGAAAUCUGAAGAUCCAGUCAUCUGGGCUAUCAGGGUUCCUACCAAAAAGUCUACUUCAACUCAGGUGGUAGGAUAUAUUGGCUUCCUAGACAUCGCGCAUGUCCACCGCACUAUUGAAGUAGGCCAUGUCAUGUACUCGCUCGCCUUACAACGGACAACAGCUGCCACCGAGACAUUCUACCUACUGGCGCGAUACGCAUUCCGCGACCUCGGAUAUCGUCGUCUGAGUUGGAAAUGCAACAAUCUGAACGAAUCAUCCAAAAAGGCUGCUCUCCGGUACGGCUUUCUGUAUGAAGGAUUGUUUCGGCAGCAUCUGAUUAUCAAGGGUCGCAAUCGGGAUACGGCGUGGUUUUCGAUGUUGGAUUCUGAGUGGUCGGGGGAUGGUGGUUUUGAGGCGGGGUAUCAACGGUGGUUAGAUGAGAGGAAUUUUGAUGAGCAGGGGAAGCAGGAGAGGCGGUUGGAGGAAUUUGUCGUGAGGAAGCCAGUGCAGAAAGAAAAGGGUUGA
Molecule: messenger RNA, 738 nt
Organism: Talaromyces stipitatus ATCC 10500
Lineage: Eukaryota; Fungi; Ascomycota; Eurotiomycetes; Eurotiales; Trichocomaceae
Product: GNAT family acetyltransferase, putative
Exons: 2
Coding region: 1-738 (245 amino acids)
Molecular function (GO): protein N-terminal-serine acetyltransferase activity; protein-N-terminal-alanine acetyltransferase activity
Source: RefSeq, a predicted model, not a curated record